This is a messenger RNA of Cynoglossus semilaevis (tongue sole), 2360 nucleotides long. RefSeq lists its product as uncharacterized. The record is from RefSeq and is a predicted model, not a curated record. The coding region runs from base 658 to 1692 and encodes 344 amino acids. NCBI's taxonomy places the organism in Eukaryota, Metazoa, Chordata, Actinopteri, Pleuronectiformes, Cynoglossidae. The transcript has 3 exons.
AUAUUGUGAUCUAAGGCAGAGGUCUUUAACAUGGGGUUUGCAGCCUCUAGGCCAGGGUGCCAAAACCAUUUUGGCUUGGGAGCAACUAUUCAAAUGACCAGGCUAAAGUGAUCUACCUACAUUGAAAUAUUAAAUACAUUUUAUUCAUACAAACUAGACAUACUUUCAUCUUAUAUGUUGGGUCACUGAUUAAUUCAUGUAGCUUUACGGCACAAUAUGAUUUCAUUCUUACAGCAGUGGUCCCCAAUCUCCGGCUUCGGACCGGUCCGUGGGUCACUUGGUACCGGGUCGCACAGAAAGAACGCAUAACUUAUAUUAUUUCCGUUUUAUUUAUUAUCUGAUGCUGAAGGAUGUUUUAUUUUGAAAAAUUACCGGAUUCUCUCCGCCGCAUCUGCCCACGACUCACACUUGAUGCAUGUCAGCGUGCGUCACAAAAACAAACGUCUUUGGAAAGUUCGUUUGCGCAGAGUAAAAGAGUCAGUGAGGAGACAAGAAGAAGAGCCUACGUCUUCAAAGAAGAAGAAAGCCUGACAUCUGACAGAACAUUCCCGGAGUCCUACUUAAAAUAUGGAUUUGCAAUGAAGCCUUCAAAACUGCUUCGCCACUUGGAGACCAAACGUUCUACAUUAAUGUUGGGGACCGCUGUCUUAACAGUAUAUGGUCACUAAUACUCACUUAUUUGAAUUGCUAACGAUCUACCAGCACUCACUUUGGAAACUAUUGGUUGAUCCUGAUCUACUUCUUGGGCAGCCCUGGUCUAGGGUGUAUGUGAAGUAUGAAUUCAACCUGGAGAAAUGGAUUUUAAGCAGCAGACAGCAGUCUGUUUGUCAGACACCAUCUUGCCCCCCCUAUUGGAUGAUGUUCAGCAGCUGUCAGCAGAGUGACAGGAGCAGUAGCAGAUGUGGUGACCACUGUUCAUCGAGCUUUAGGGUCCGCAGUCACAGCCUGAGCUCUGCAGACACUUGUCGGCUGCACCGUCGCACUGUAAAGUUCCUGAUCCCUGACUCAGAGGAUGAAGAUGGUGACUAUGGAGAUAAUGAGUACUCAUCUGCUGAAGACCCACCACAUCGUACCAGGGGCAGGGAGCACCCAAGGAGUGCUAGGCCCAAAGACCCAGUCUCCAGAGGUAAAGACAUGCAUGUGAAUUCUUCUACAGGCUGCUGUAAAUCUACUUCACCCCAAACAACUCAAGUACAUAGAGUCACUUUGGCAUCCGUACACGAAGACAAACUGUCCACGCGAGUACUAGAGAAACAAAGGUCUCAACAAAAGAGCCCCUUACCCCAGGGCCAAAAGAACAGAAAGAAGAGGCCAAGUUCUGUGGUCAGUGUGGGGAAAAGGUUCUUCCCAAACACCAUUGCUGCAGCAUCUCCCCCUAGACCGCAGCGGCAACGACCCUCCUCUGCUGGACCCAUGACAAGGACGCACAGACAGGUUCUGAGGACCAGUGGCUCCAAGGGUGUUUAUUUUGACUCCACAGCAGAGUUGCUGUCAGCUCUGAGCCAGGAGGAGAGGGAGCUCCUUGAAACCAUCACAGAAAAUGGAUACCCUUUACGCACAGCGAUUCUGGCUCUUCAGAAAACAGGAUAUCAUAGCCCUGACAAGGUAGGAAUGGCUGAGGCCUCAGUCAAUUUAUGGGAUUAUUAUAAAUCCAGAUUAUCAAUAAUUAUCUGUUUACAUGAUGCACAAUAACCCACUGAAAAAUAUUGAACCAUCUGAUUCAAUUUUGAAAUAUAUUUUAAUAUAUUUGCAUAUUCUUCUGAUUUAUAUUAAACACAAAUCACCUGCUUUGUUUAAUCCACCACAGCUUUUAUAUAAAAAUUAAUAAACAUGCAGAGAUAUAGUAUGUCCGUUUUAUGGUUAAGAUUAGGGAGAAAUAUAAUGGAAUUUAAAGAAAAAACAUUUUUAUCUUUUCUGCAUGUUUCUCAUCAAUUAUUGAGCACAUUGAGACUUUGUUUUAAAUUUGUUUAGAGAAAAAAAACCUUAAUUUUGCAUGUGAAAAAAUAUGAUGAACUUUUUUUUGAAAAUAUAUUUUUUUAAAUAUUUGUUAUAAUCUUUAUUUUGGGUGCGAUGUAAUCAGGUGGUGAAAUUUUUUUUAACUUUUACUUUUCUGUGUAUCUCAUCAAAUUACAGCUUUUUAGAAAUCUUUUAGAAAAAAACCUUGAAAUUAUUUAUUAAAAUCUUAGUUUUGCGCGUCAUGCGGUCACAUAGUAAAAAAUUGUUUUUCUGUUAUGUAUGUUUAGAGCAUUUAGGAGUGCACAUUAUUCACUUGGCAGCAUGUUGUGGGACAUAAACUUGCAUUUCAAGGCAUUUCUGGACUGUUUGCAUUUUUUCGAGAAGGUAAGGCAUGUUUUUGGGUG